AUGAGGUCGGGCAACUACUGCCUCAGUCGAACAUUGCUUGGUGGUGCGCCUGCUGGUGGGGCCAUGGACGGUGCGUCCGGCACGGAGCAGUCGUCGGACGGGCGGGAGGUGUCAGAACGGCGUGUGCGGCGAGUGGGAGUGCACAAGAGCGCGUCGGAGGCCAACAUCACGGGAGCCGGGUUGCGGGGCGGCGGGUGGGUGUUGGCGGGGUCCAUGGGGGCGUUGACGGGCGCGGGCAGCGGCAAGUGGGUGAACGGUUCGGCGAUGAAGGCGCAGCUGCGCGCUGAGCAGGAGGAGCUGGCGUACCUGGGCAUGGAGGCGGAGCGCAUCGAGCGCAGUGGGGUCAUCGACAUCGUCAACCAUGACCACCACGGCGCCAGCGGUGGCGGCUUCCCCAAGCACCUUAGCUGGAACUACCGCGGGCUGGACAUCGCCCCCAGGGGCAGCAGUCGCGCCCAGGCAGGCGCCGACAGGGAUAGCGGGGUAGGGGUGGAGGCGGUGCUGGCGUCGUGGGCGCAGGAGAGGCGCGAGUUGGAGGGCCAGGUGGGCGCACUGAAGGCGGAGCUGAAGCGCAAGGAGAGAGAGCUCAAGGCGGCGAGCAAGGCCAAGGAAGCGGCGGGCAGGGAGGUGGAUGCGGUGUGGGGGCAGGUGAGCGCGGUGGAGGUGCAGCUGCACGAGGCGCAGGGCGACAAGUCAGCGCUGGAGAAGGAAAUUGAGGGGCUGCGCGCGCUGCACGUGUCUCGUACGCAUGACUCAGGAGAUUCAGCGGGCGCGCAGGCAGCGGAUACAGAGAUGGCGGGCAUGCUGAAGAUGGUGGGCGACUUCUCCCGCCGACUCGCUCUUGCAGACGACGCCGUGCGACGCGCCGAGGCAAAAAAUGACGAUCUGUCGGAGCUCUUGAAGGCGAGCGAGGCGGAACUGCGCGGAACAAGGGAGGCGCUGCGCACGGCGCAGGAGGAGCGGGACGCACUGGCGGCGGAGAUGAAGGAGGCGCUGGACACGUGGGCGUGGACCGGCUGGGCACACCCCGCUGCCGCUCCUGCUGCUGCCACCCAUAGCAGAGGGGGCAGCAGCGGCACCGGUGCCAUGGGUGUGGCCGCAUCGAGCACGUCCGCAUGGAAGGGGUCGCCAUGGGUUGAGCACACAGGGCCGGGUGGCGACGAUGGUAGGGAUGGCAUGCAGCGGUGGCAGCUGCGUGUACGGGAUAUUGCUGGUGCGAGCCAGUGGGGAAGGGGUGGGUACAGUGCUGGUGGUGGCGUGAGCCGGCCACCCCGGGACCUCAAGGCGCGACCAGGUGCAGUUUGA
Molecule: messenger RNA, 1305 nt
Organism: Closterium sp. Yama58-4
Lineage: Eukaryota; Viridiplantae; Streptophyta; Zygnematophyceae; Desmidiales; Closteriaceae
Source: the annotation of a GenBank genome assembly